Rubroshorea leprosula is the source of this 2042-nucleotide messenger RNA. NCBI's taxonomy places the organism in Eukaryota, Viridiplantae, Streptophyta, Magnoliopsida, Malvales, Dipterocarpaceae. The record is from the annotation of a GenBank genome assembly.
AACCGGGCGCCACCAUGUCCUCCACAAGAAAACUUCUCCGAUCCAAUUUCCUCCUCAUAUUGUUCAUUGUAGCGAGUUGCAGCCCACCGGAUGACCCAGUCAAAUGCUCAUCAAAAGACUCCGACUGCACCAUCACCAACUGUUAUGGCAUGUUCCCUGAUCGGAGCACCUGUCGAGCUGGGAACGUGGCCUACCCAGGCACUGAAGAAGAGAUCGGUUCCAUUGUAUCGGCUGCAACCAAGGCCGGUAAGAAGAUGAAGGUGGUGACUAGUUUUGCUCACAGCAUCCCCAAACUCGCCUGCCCUGAUGGUGUCGAUGGGUUGCUUAUUAGCACCAAAUAUCUCAACCAUGUAGUAAAUGUCGAUGCUGCAGCAAUGACAAUGACAGUGGAGAGUGGAAUGGCCUUGAGUCAGCUAAUCGAGGAGGCGGCCAAGGCAGGACUUGCAUUGCCGUACGCCCCCUACUGGUCUGGCUCCACCAUUGGGGGCAUCCUGAGCACGGGGUCUCAUGGCAGCUCCUUGUGGGGCAAGGGAAGUGCAGUUCAUGAUUACGUUAUAGCUAUGAGAAUUAUAAGUCCAGGAGGACCUGAUGAAGGUUAUGCCAAGAUCAGGAUUCUGAAUGAGAGCCACGAGGAUCUGAAUGCAGCUAAAGUUUCUCUAGGAGUUCUUGGAGUUAUUUCCCAGGUGACUUUGAAAUUGGAACCCAUGUUCAAGCGAUCCAUUACCUAUGUGAAGAAGAUUGACAUGGACUUGGGAGAUGAAGCAGUUAGUUUUGGUAAGCAGCAUGAGUUUGCAGAUAUGUCAUGGUACCCUAGUCAACGCCAGGUUGUGUAUCGAGUUGACGAUCGUGUUUCUCUGGAUGUUUCUGGAGAAGGUCUGUACGACUUCACCGGAUUCCGCGACACACUUUCACUUGUAGCCGAAAGUAUUAGAACUACAGAGGAAACUCAAGAAUCCAAUGGUUUGGAUGAAAUGAAGUGCGUUUCCGCAGGGGUAACCACCACGAUUCUUGGAGCAAUUGCAUACGGAUUAACAAACAAUGGUAUUAUCUUUACUGGUUAUCCAGUAAUUGGAUAUCAGAAUCGCCUCCAAUCAUCUUCAAGUUGCGUUAAUAGUCCUGAGAAUGGACUAAUUACUGCAUGUCCUUGGGACCCAAGAAUAAAAGGUGAGUUUUUUCACCAAACUACCUUCAAAAUCAGUUUGUCCGUAGUUCAGAGCUUCAUUAAAGACGUACAAAGCCUGGUUGCCUUGGAGUCCAAGUCACUCUGUGGACUAGAACUCUACAAUGGAAUCCUCAUGCGCUAUGUUAAAGCUUCAAGUGCUUACUUGGGCAGUCAAGAGGAUGCAUUAGACUUUGAUAUCACCUAUUACCGGAGCAAAGAUCCACUGACUCCCAGGCUUUACGAAGAUAUUCUGGAAGAGAUAGAGCAAAUGGCAGUGUUCAAGUAUGGAGGUCUUCCACACUGGGGGAAGAAUAGGAACAUUGCAUUCGAUGGUGUGUUCAAGAAAUACAGAAAUGUAACAGAGUUCUUGAAGGUGAAAGAGGCGUACGACCCAUCAGGGAUUCUUCUUAGCUCAUCUUCUGUUGCAGCUUCCAAUGUCCUCAACUCAUCUUCUUCCAAAAGGUACAUAUUGGAGGGUAAAGAGCUGGAUUUCUACAUGAAGAAAAUCCAGAGGAAGAAGGGCAAGGGUGCCGGUGCUGCUGCUUAAAUGCGGGCACUGCCUAAUAUCUUAUCAAUGAAAUUUUGCAUUGAACUGUACUGUUCUCAUCAAUGGGAUCUUAGCCACUAUUGGAUUUUAUUUUUUCAAUGGCCACCAUGAUACAGGAUGACUUGACACAUUUUUUCUGUUGAUUAUUGACUGCCAUGAUUUUUCUAUCAACAUUUUAAUUUUAGCAACGAUUUGUCAUUUGAAGUGGUAGUCUUUUUCGCUCCAUUAUGAAAACUUGUUUGUUAUGGGUGGUAUUCCUACCACCGGAGUGAAUCUGUUUUCGUGCUUUCAUAAUUCAUAUUUUAGUGUACCAAUUAAACUAUGAAAAUGAGG